Notothenia coriiceps (black rockcod) is the source of this 579-nucleotide messenger RNA. RefSeq names its product tyrosine-protein kinase HCK-like. The record is from RefSeq and is a predicted model, not a curated record. Gene Ontology annotation, biological process: protein phosphorylation. Bases 1 to 564 code for a protein of 187 amino acids. NCBI's taxonomy places the organism in Eukaryota, Metazoa, Chordata, Actinopteri, Perciformes, Nototheniidae. The transcript is spliced from 3 exons. Gene Ontology annotation, molecular function: protein tyrosine kinase activity; ATP binding.
AUGUUAACUACUGUUUUCUCUUUUCCCACAGGCAGCUACUCCCUGUCGGUCAGGGACGGGGACGUGAGGACCGGAGACACAGUGAAACAUUAUAAGAUCCGUAUGCUGGACAAUGGAGGGUUCUACAUCUCUCCCCGCAUCACCUUCAGCACCCUGCAGGAGCUGGUCAGCCAUUACAAGAAGCAGGGAGAUGGUCUCUGCCAAACCCUGACCCACCCCUGCUUGAGCCCUAAACCGGAGAAACCGUGGGAGAAAGACGCUUGGGAAAUCCCCCGAUCAUCGCUGAAGCUGGAUAAGAAGCUCGGAGCCGGACAGUUUGGAGAGGUUUGGCUGGCUACAUACAAUAAGCACACCAAGGUAGCAGUGAAGACCAUGAAGCCUGGCACCAUGUCGGUGGAGGCCUUCCUGGGGGAGGCCAACCUGAUGAAGGCUCUGCAGCACGACAAGCUGGUGCGCCUCAACGCUGUGGUCACCAUGGAGGAGCCCAUCUUCAUCAUCACCGAGUAUAUGGAGAAAGGUGUGUGUGUGUUUGUUUCCCAACCUUUUAUUUAUUACAUUUAUUAACAUGUGAACUCUAUG